GCCUGGGUUUCGCUAGCCCCUGGCAAGGCCAGGGUUAAAAGGUGUGGCCCCUCCCCCCUGACUUGCUCUGGGCUGUUCGCCGCCUUCCUCGCAGUCACUUCGGUUUUGCCCAACACUGGAGCUAGGCAGUUGUGGGGCUGGCUUCCUUGCGAUUUGGAGGGGCCAUUCCCACCCCCAGAGUGAAGAGUGGCCAACCUGGGCAGAGUAGCCAGCUGAGGUCCUCCAUCUGGGAGUUUCUGAUGGGUCUGGAGGCAAAGUGAUUCCCGUGGAAGCAGGAGACGAACCAAUCUCUCCCAGACAUGGAGGUGAAGGGGCAGCUCAUCAACUCGUCCAGCUACAGCUCUUCAGAGGCCUUGCAGCGGGAACCCUGUCCCCGAAUUCGGCUGGAGCGGGUGCAGGAACUGCUGGAGAAGCAGCGAGCGCUUCAGCAGGUGCUCAGCCUGCGCCUUAAGGAGCUGCGCAGAGUUUGCCUGCAAGAAGCUGAGCUGACAGGGAAGCUGCCUCCAGAAUACCCACUAGAGCCCGGCGAAAGGCCCCAACCUGUGCGAAGGAGGCCAGCCCCUGCCUACCGGGCCCCCGUUGUCCUCAAGACCGAGGAUGCACUUUCUUUGGAAGAGCUGGCCCGCGAGCUGGCCCUGCAGCAGCAAGUGGCCGAGGCUGCCCGGCGCCUUGCCGUGGCCCCGGACUUAACAGCGGAGCAGCGCCGUCGCCGGAGGCAGCUGCAGGCAGAUGCGACCCAGCGGCUUUGGGAGCUGGAGGCGCAGGUCGCGGAGUGCCGAGCACGGCUGGGCAAAGGACUCCCUCAGAGGGGCAACCCUGAUGAAGCUUUUCAUUCAGAGAGCAGCUCCCUCUCGGAAUCGGCCAGUCAUGAAAAUGGGCCAUGCGGAUGCUUCUAUCCUGUACAUUGUGCUCUGUCCUCAGACGACCCCCACAGUUUCCAGCCCUCCAAGGUCUCCAACCACCAGGGCUCUUUCUCUGACCGACCUUCGCCCCCCAAGGCCCGGGACCAUCUACGUGCCAUCUCCAGCAGCCCUGACCGCCGGCCGGGAUGGCGGCUUUUGCAGCCAGAUCUGUACAGCCAGGCCAAGGACCGUAGGAACUCCGUCGCCAGCCCAACCAGCCCAAGCCGCACCCUGCCCAGAAGCGUGUCCAGCUUUGAGGGCCGGAGUGUCCCUGCCACUCCAGUGCUGGCAAGAAGUGCUUGCAGCGGAAGCCACCAAAUCAGGCCUGAGGCCCCAGCUCUCCACCCCCGCCAGUGGUCAGGCAGCCACGAUUCCCAGCUCGGGCCCCCAAGCCGUGACACCAGUGCUGACCGGGCCUCCCUUUUUGCUGCUCGGACCCGUCGCAGUAACAGCUCGGAGGCCUUGAUUGAGCGGGCCCCUUCGGAGGACCCUCUGUUGCCCUCAGGCCCCCCUUUUAAGAGCACAGAGGCCCUGACCCCAUCUGUCGCAGGCCGGAGCCCUCGCCCGCCAUAUAACGACCCCCUUCUGGACUACCUGGAACGCAGGUGUUGGGGGGGUGGGGAGCAUCUGUCGCGCAGGGACGGGCCUCCCCCUCCAGAAUGGGGGGCCUUUCCCGAGAGUCCUCUGCAGCGCCGAGCUAGGCCAGCUGCCCGCACCAAAUCCUGUGGCCCGCUUCUGCCCCCCCAGUCCCGGGAGAUGAGCUACGGCCCCCCCUUGCCCCCUCACCGUAACUUCCACAAAGCCCUGGCCCUGGAGGGACUCAGGGACUGGUACUUGCGCAAUGCUGGAGUCAGCCAGCGGGGGCCACCAGAGAGACGAGGACCGGCUCAGCUUGUACACCAGCAGCUGCGCAGCUACUACGAACCGGCACCCACCAACGCAGAGAUGGGCUACUAUGCGGGGCCAGGAGGUCUGCCCCACUCACUGAGCUAUGCUGGGCAGCCGCUAUAUGGCAGGUAUAGGGCUCGAUUCUAUCCCUUGCCCCAAUAACACCCCUCUCCUGCUGGCCUGAUGCCAGCUCUCCCCUGCUGCCCUCCUUGUGCUAGACUCCUGCUUUCUCCUAGCCUUUUCCACCUUUGCUCUACCUUUUUAACUGCUGGGAAGAUCUUAUGCUUUGGUUUCUUGGUGCUCCUUCCCUAUCCGAAGGGCCUCCUUGGGUGGAGGGGGCAGCUCCUAUUUAUAGCCCCUCCUCUUGAUCUUGUUAUUAAUGCUAGAAAAAUUACUGUGGUGAGCAGAGGGCUGGAGGGUGUUGGGGCUGCUAUGGGGCGAAAGGGACCUAGGCAUCCAGGAAGGGGUGAUAGCUUAAGCUAGCUCUUGCGUGUUUCCUUCCUGCCUCUUGGUCUAAUUCUUGUUUUCUUUCUUCCUUUCUCUCCUCUCUGCUUUUCUUUUGUUCUCCUCUCUUGCUCUGGCCUGCUCACCCCAGACCUUUUGGGGAGCUACUUUUCAUGGAUGAUUCUGCUGGCCCCUACACCUUGGAAUCCACAGAGCACCCGACCCCAGGGACACUGGUCUGACCCCCGCUUUUUCCCCCAAGGGGAACUGCAGUUCUUUUUUCAUUUCUCGCUGGUGCCUCCUUUUUUCCCCCUUUUUUCCCUGUGUUACACACCGUGUUGCAGGUGGGAGUCCCUGCUGGCAGGGGAUGUGUGUGUGUGUGUGUAUGCGAGUGCGUGAGAAUGGAUUGUUGCAUGUCACACUGGACACACCACUGGGGACAGGAAUGCACCCCCUGUCCUUUCUACACACUGUUAAUCUUGGCCCAGUUGCGACUGUGGGAUAUAUGACUACUGUAUUCCCUCCUCUGCCCCCACCCUGGGGUUUUAGUGUUGCAAGUGGUGCCUCCUUGUGGUUGCUAAGGAGUGAUGCAACAUUACCAACUGGGUGCUGUGGGCAAGGUGCAGCAUUUUAAAACUCAAGACCCUGGAAUAUAUAACUGGGGGGCGGGGGGAGAGUGUGUGUUUGUGUGUAUCUUUCCCCUCCACUCCUUCUUGUGAAAUGUUAACUUGCACAGACUGUCAACUUGCUAAUAAACAUCAGUCUUGUAAACAAAAAAUGAAAACAAAAAUAGAAGCCACAUCCCACACCCCAUCUCUUGGUCCACAUCAGUGAGCAAUUUCUGUUUACUGUACAUUUACUGCCCCCUUUACCGGGCUCUAGCAGGUAAAAGACCAGCUUCUGGAGAGGAUAAGGAGAGAAUCCCCAGAUAACAGAAGCCUUUUUGGGCUCCAUUCAAUGAUUCCUUGUGGUGGUCCAGCCAUCUCCUGUCAAAUGAAACACACACCCUUCGGAUGGGUGUGGGCACAGGUUUUUUGGCUUCAAUUCAGUUCUGUAGAGGUGGAACAUCAACCUGUUAGGACGGCAUCACCUGUUAUGAUUGGAGUGGGAAACAGCAGUGCAAACACAUGUGGACUUCCCACAUGACCAGAUGUGCAUCUUCUAAACAUCUGUGUGCAUAUCCACUCAUGGAUGACAUCCAUGUUGUGUGUUUGCUAGCGGAGAUAGUAGUGCAGGACUGCACAACUCUGGCCCUCCAGCUGUUGACUACAGCUCCCAUAAUCCCCAGCCACAGUGGCCAAUCAUCAGGGAUGAUGGGAGUUGUAGGUCAACAUCUGCAGGAGGAACUGAAGUUGUGCAGCCCUGUCCUAGUGUAACAUGGCCAUUUGCCCCAGCAGUAGUAACUUGUGGAACUACACUCUAAAUUUCUAAAAGUUACUGCCCCCUUGAAACGUUUCCCCCACACCAUCCUCUCUCUUAUGCCUCACAAUCACCCUCUCACCUUGUUUAUUUAAAACACAUGACAAAUAGUGAUAGUCCCCCCUUCCACCUCCCAAUUGCGCAACAAGGAAUCUGUUUUAAAUUCUGUUUUUGCCAAUUAAAUCCAGCUCAUAUGGAUAAUUAUGGGAUGGGAGGGAAAGAGACUCAGUCCCUCUUCCCUUGCCCUCUGUAUUUGAAGGAUCAAGAACCAUAGCAAAGUCACUGUCUCUUGUGUGUCUUUUUAAUGUACACUAAUGUAUAGAUUGUUUAUGGGGGUCUGAAUGUAAAACUGAGCACUGUGGCUAUGAAAUGGGAAAGGGUUUCUAUAAUAAAGAUUGUAAAGAUGAA
Hemicordylus capensis (graceful crag lizard) is the source of this 4061-nucleotide messenger RNA. RefSeq names its product coiled-coil domain containing 120 (gene CCDC120). Bases 300 to 1952 code for a protein of 550 amino acids. NCBI's taxonomy places the organism in Eukaryota, Metazoa, Chordata, Lepidosauria, Squamata, Cordylidae. The record is from RefSeq and is a predicted model, not a curated record. The transcript is spliced from 9 exons.